Molecule: messenger RNA, 4363 nt
Organism: Toxoplasma gondii ME49
Lineage: Eukaryota; Apicomplexa; Conoidasida; Eucoccidiorida; Sarcocystidae
Product: phosphoglycerate mutase
Exons: 5
Coding region: 933-2477 (514 amino acids)
Biological process (GO): positive regulation of mitochondrial fission
Cellular component (GO): mitochondrion
Source: RefSeq, a predicted model, not a curated record
CUCGCGACGGCUCUCCCAUACCGUGUCGACAGCAGGGACGAAAACCAGCUCAAGUCGCUGUCUCCUCUAUGUCUGCUCAAAGCUUCUAACUGGAAGGCUGAAGAAGGAAGGCACCAACACUCUUCACCUAUGUCGCCAGAAAAACUCAGUGGGUCCUGAUCUCGCGUAUAUCGAGAACCAGUCUCUGCACCUCGAGAAUCGGUAUGUCCUGAAAAGGAUUUUGCGCCAGCUGUGGCUUCCCCCAUCUGUUCUCCAUCGGGCACGUGUUUCUCCGACUUCUUUGAUGUAUUGUUCGCACUUCAUUUCUACUUGAUCGGGUGUCCACGUUGUACCCACUCCGUUGUUCCUUGCCGCAGUGUGUCUCCGCAGGAUCUCGGGCGAACCCUCAACAGCCGCUGUUUUUCUUGCCGCGUUCCGUGGUUCCUUCCCGGAAAGCAAGAAGUCAUGGGCACAUUCGUACUAAUCCGUCUUCUUCAGACAGCCACCUCUCGCAGUGUACGUUUCGCUUCCGAAAAAGUUAGACCCCCGGUGUAGCCGCGUGCAAUUCCUACGCGCAGACAUAUACGCCAACUGCUUCCUAUGAUUUGAGUUAACUCUUGGAGGAUGGAAAAGCACCUUAUCCGAAGGAAAAGCAAGGCGUGAUCUCUGGCACUGCCCCAAUCUCCCUGCCACCCCGUUGUCCCCAAAGUUUCGUCCACUUCUACAAACUGGAAUCCUGGCGCUGUUCGCCGUCAAGCCUGCUACACUUCCGUUCGACGUGGAACACCGUUUUUUCUUGCCGCACUAAUUUUCUCUCCCUCGCUCACCUCUGUGUGCGACACUCACUCACGCACUCACCUUGUGCUGGCGCGAAUUACAGUGAGGAACCUAAAAUAAAGACGCCGAGAUAGCGUCUUGUGUCUUCACCGUCUUUGACGAAGUCGAGCAGAACCAUGUCCAGCCUGAGGAACGCAGGCAAGGGACGAGUGCUGAGCUCGGCUCUGCGUGUCUUCAACUUCCUCGAACCUCCAGAGAGGGUGUCGCUUCUUGGACCCACCCGCGCCGUCAUUCCUCUCCAACGCGCAUCCGUCCAUAGACUCUGGAAAUCUUCGCCGGCAAAGUCUCCACCUUCCCUUCGGGAAUUCGCAACGUCGUGUAGCCAUGUCUUGUCAGUGAAGCGGGGAGUUUGUCCAAUACCACAGGGUGGUAGACCUCUCACCCGAGGAUCCCUCGCACCUUACCGCAUCGCCGGAACUCCCCUUCUUUUACUCCAGCCUCGACCGAGCUUUUUCGCUUUUAGGUCUUUCGUUUCUGAGACGAAGGUGCCUUCGCCAACUUCUAAACCUUCUUCACCGGAUGAAACAAGCCAGGCGGCAGAAGAAGCAAGCUCUUCGACUUGCGAGGCAACGCAGAAGGCAGCGAGUUCCACCGAGAAAACAUACGAACCUCAAGGACAGUCUGGAUCCGACACAGUUCCACACUCUACCUUUCGACUGCGUGCUGGAGAGGAGAGCGACCCUCGGCGAACAGAUUCUGGGGAACAAGGAUCUAGCGACCAACUCCCACCUCCUGGCCGAGGGCUUCCCCUUCUCUUUGCCAUCUUGACUGCCCUCUCAGGAGUGGCUAUUGGUCUCAUUUUGUAUGACGCCGUGGUCGGCGAGACCGCCCUGCUCUCCGGCGCGUGGAAAUUCGAUUGGGACGGUCCUUGGCUGCAAGCGGCUACUCAGCGAGAAGCACAGCUCGCCGCUCAAGGUGUACAGACACACCCGCCAGCUGCCGUGAGAGCUGCCGAAGCUGGAGUACAUGUACGCCCUCCGACUCGGCAAAUUAUUCUCGUUCGCCAUGGGCAGUAUGCGAAUGUCGUGUCCACAAACGACGAGGAGCAGGGCUUGACGGAACUUGGGAAGCUCCAGGCAGCAAUUACUGGUCGCAGGCUAAAAGAGCUGCUCAAGGACCAGCAUGUUGUCGCCAUAUGGCACAGCGACAUGAAGCGAGCACGAGAGACAGCUGAAAUCAUUCACAAGGAAGCUUUUCCUGACAGGCCCCUCCUCCAAGAUCCCCUGCUGGCGGAAGGUGUCCCCGCGGAACCUGUUCCGCCUUCCCGAACAUUUAAGCCGACGCAAGAAGAAAUCAUGGUCGACAGCGCGCGGAUCGAAGAAGCGUUUCGCCGUUAUUUCUAUCGCGCGCUGCCUCCGACGUCACCCGCUCCUACAGCCGCUCAAGUCGCUGCGUCCCCCUCGGCUGACUCAGAGAAGCAAACGGGAGUCACAGCGGAGUGUAAUGUAGGGAACGACUCGUACAUCAUCCUCGUUUGCCACGGCAACGUCAUUCGAUACAUGUUAAUGCGGGCUCUGCAGUUGCCUGGGUGCGCGUGGCUCAGGUGGGCGACGUAUAACACCGGAAUAAGUUGGAUCAGCAUCGAUUCGAAAGGAUACGUUUCGUGCAGAGAGUUUGGCGACGUAGGUCAUUUGCAGGCGGAUAUGAUAACUUACCACUAAGGACAUUACCGGGAAGGACGAGAACGAACAGGAAACUGCGGCAGAACGCGUGGAGCAAACGGCAUUAAACGGGCUAGAAGCAGACGGCAGCUUGGAGGACUAACGUUUUUUUGUGCCAGAUGCGCCGUUCUCAAAAGGAGAAUUUGUUAAGGAGCGCAAAAAAACCGACGUGGUCGUCUCGGCGAUUCACGGUACUGGAGGUCAAUGUCGAACACCGCUAGUGCUGACUGUGUGAGUGCCCCCUGUCGGGGUCGACUCUAAGAAGCAGUCUGGGACUGCAGUCAACGAACGUUGUUCUAGUGGGUACUCCCUCGAUUCCGAACGAUCUGUGUUGCACAAGCACUGCACAGAACAGAGCAGCUCUGUUGCUACCUGUGGAUACUGCCCCGUCAGGCGCGGAAAAGGUGCAGCGCGUUCGCGCGUCUGUACAUUUAGCAACUGCGUGUCAAUAAGGCUGCCUACUGGUGCUAGUCCGCGUACCUAGGGAAAACGUUUCUCCGCAGUGGAGUUCUUCUUUUGGUAUAUAGAUGAAUAGGUGUAGUCAUGAGAUUUCUGCCACCACGGGAGAGAGACCAGGUCGCAGCAGCUAGGCUGCUAAUCAAAUGAUUCUCAUGAUCUAGUCGCUGACGAACAUUUGGAAGGCAUAUGUUGCCAUUAUCGUCGAGUUCGAACACAAUAGACCCCGUUUCUCCAAUACUAUAUUUGGGGUGCACACUAGCGAACGGUGCCCUUGAAGGUGAAACGGAUAGCCGGUCACGACAGUAUUAGUAUUUCAGGACGUUCCGGCACGUCUUCAGACGAAUUCUUUCUUGUGCAAGCAGGAAGAGCUUCGCUUGUUUCUAACGCAAUAUUUCAGCCCCAGCGAAGGCAAGGCAUAUCACCCUAUGCGUUGGUUUAUUCCGUCAUCUGUAGACUCGGACCGAGAGGCCCGUAGGUUGUCUUAACUUGAACUUCCCAGUAUACGAGUGAAGCGCCUUAUGCCAAAUGCAUGCGUCAGAGACGGCCCAAAGUGCGAGUGUGAAUGAAUAUGUCCCGGGAAGGAAAUCAUGAAUGGUGUUCAUUACUGUUUCCCCCAGUCAUCUUCGAGGCACGGACAGCUCUACUCUGUCCUGAUUCGUCGCCCGUGGCCUUUCGCCGUUUCCAGGAAACGAACCAGUACGUAUUCGGGGGAGAUGAGUUAGCACUACACAAGCAAACGUCUGGAACGCGCAGCAUGGCUGGCACUUUCACACUGAUUCCUGGUUUCCAAUCCUAUUUCGCAUCAGCAGGUGGGGACAGGAGUCUCUGUGUGAAUCUCGUGUACUGUAUCCUAUCAUUCGGGGCAAGAUAGCAGAACAAGCCUGCUCGGAGUUCCACGUGGUUCCAACCGACACAACGGAGCACAAACUAGCUAUCUGGAGAUUCAAGGUACGAGUGCCCUUCCGCAACGAGGCUGCUGUGUCCUUCUGUGUAUCGGAUGUUCACUUUUUCAAUGUCACUGCCGCCACACGCACCAGAACCUGGAGAGUGGAAGCCUGCAUUCUUGUGGAACUGCUCAGAUAGAAAGCACAGCAGGAAAGUGAAUUCGCUGCCGCCACAAGUGUACGGUGUGGUCGCCACAUCCAAGAGGUCUGACAAGUGUGCCACGGCAGAAAAGCGAAGGACGACGCUGCACAGGGCGACGUAAGUUCAUGUUGCGACCAUGAGACCGCAUGUUAUUGGUGAGCGAGCAAACUGAGUAAUCCAUCGUUUUUGGACGUAAUACACUCAAACAAAUGCAGUAUCUAGGGAUGAUUUUCCGCAUUCCGAAGAGAAAAUUUUUGGAACUCGAAUUCAGAAAACGCUUCUCUUUGUGGAAACACACCAAGUACUUCACGAAAUAAUCUGCAUCUUAACAGGAUUUAAAG